CGGACUAUGGAGGUACUACCUAGUGUACCUGCCCAUGCAGCUACCAUGUUAAUCGGUAUGCAUUUUAUUAGGCUAGCAAGGUUUUUAUGCCUACCUGGGCCAGCAUUGUAGCAACAUAUUGCGGAAGGAGGGGCAAUCUGCAACCCCUCUAAUUUCGUCCAAUUUUAAAAAUGGAGAUCACUUUUGACCGCCGCACCCUCAAAAGUCGCGACUUUCCAUCCCACUUACAGAAUAACUAACACUUUUAUAUUCUCUCCUUCCCAUACCUAAUAUCUAAAUAGACAGCCGCGAUCUUUUUCUGUUUCGCUUCAUAAAAAUUUCCAAUCAAAUCAAAACACCACUACCAACAAUAAAAAAUGGCCGUAGGAACUGUCCUGAUCACUGGUGGAACGGGUUAUAUAGGAUCCUUUACCUCGCUCGCUCUGCUUCAACAUGGCUACGAGGUCAUCAUCGUAGACAACCUAUACAACUCGUCCGAAGUCGCUCUUGACCGUAUCGAACUUAUUUCUGGCAAGCGACCUAUUUUCCACAAGGUUGAUCUCACCAACCAAGAUGAGCUCGACAAAGUCUUUGCUGCGCAUCCGGCUAUCGAUAGCGUUAUUCAUUUCGCUGCGCUCAAGGCUGUUGGGGAAUCUGGUGAGAUCCCUCUCGAGUACUACCGUGUGAAUGUCGGCGGUACCAUUUCCCUUUUGAGCUCUAUGAAGAAGUAUGAUGUUACCAACAUUGUCUUCUCUUCCUCUGCCACGGUCUACGGCGAUGCCACUCGCUUCGAGAACAUGAUUCCUAUCCCCGAACACUGUCCGAUCGGCCCGACAAAUACGUAUGGCCGCACUAAAGCUAUGGUUGAGAACAUCAUUGAGGACUUUAUCGGUGCCCAACGUCAAAACUUGAAAAAGGCAGAGAAGCCAUUUGAGCAAUGGAACGGCGCCAACUUGCGUUAUUUCAACCCGUGUGGUGCGCAUCCAACCGGCAUUAUGGGCGAGGAUCCUCAAGGUGUGCCAUACAACCUGUUGCCGUUGUUAGGCAAAGUCGCGACUGGUGACAGACCGAAGCUGCUUGUCUUUGGUGAAGACUACCCGUCCCGAGACGGAACUGCCAUCCGCGACUAUAUCCAUGUUGUUGAUUUGGCGAAAGGCCACUUAGUUGCACUGAACUACCUCAGGGAACACAAGCCUGGUGUCAAGGCCUGGAACUUGGGCUCCGGCAGGGGCAGCACCGUUUUUGAGAUCAUCAACGCAUUUAGCAAGGUUGUUGGUCGAGAUCUACCUUACGAAGUGGUACCACGAAGACAAGGCGACGUGUUGGACCUGACAGCUAACCCUACGCGAGCGAACCAGGAACUUCAGUGGAAGACAGAGCUCACCAUGGAGAAAGCAUGCGAGGAUCUCUGGCGGUGGGUGUCGAAUAACCCUAAGGGAUACAGACAGGACCCACCUGCCGAGUUGUUGGCUGGUAUCAAGGGCGAGACCUCUUGAUCACCUUUUAAUUGAUGAUUGGAUCGGCCGUGUCGAAUCGAAUCGAAUUGCUAUUCAAGUUUGAGGACAGAAAGGAGGCUUCCAUUUUUCCUAUAGAAUAGAUGAAUAUUCCCACAUUGGCUUUAUGCUUAUGGGCACAUUUUGCAAUGGAAUUUCAGACGGGUAGAUAAUGACGAUACGAAGAAGGAAAAGAAAAACUCCCAACAUGAAAUGUUGAUGAAUUAGAAAUACAUACAUACCUAACCUAGUACCUACA
Molecule: messenger RNA, 1731 nt
Organism: Hypoxylon fragiforme
Lineage: Eukaryota; Fungi; Ascomycota; Sordariomycetes; Xylariales; Hypoxylaceae
Product: UDP-glucose 4-epimerase
Exons: 4
Coding region: 357-1475 (372 amino acids)
Biological process (GO): beta-D-galactose catabolic process via UDP-galactose, Leloir pathway
Cellular component (GO): cytosol
Molecular function (GO): UDP-glucose 4-epimerase activity
Source: RefSeq, a predicted model, not a curated record